Molecule: messenger RNA, 948 nt
Organism: Nannochloropsis gaditana CCMP526
Exons: 3
Coding region: 40-948 (302 amino acids)
Source: RefSeq, a predicted model, not a curated record
ACGCCCUCCCACCCGACAAUACAAACAGGAACCGCUCGAAUGUUUGCCAGGAUGCGCGGUGCUGACUGGCUGCCAUUGUGUUUUUUCCUGAUUGGCCCCGUGCUUCGAACGCAGGCGUUUUCCUCCCCAUGCUUGCCAUGUCGGGACCCGACCUUCCCCUCCUCUCCGUCCCUCCCCUCCUUUUCCUCCUUUUGCACCGUCUUUAGCCCUCCUCACGCCUUCGUCCGUCCUACGGCGUCCUCGUCCAUACAACCGUAUCAUCCACGGCACCAACGACCAACUUUGCAGGUUCUUUCCUCUUCCUCCUCCUCCACCCCAAAUCGGCCAUAUGAUGAAGGUUUUUCCCAUGGCUUUGAGGAUGUCCCUCAACGAUUUCUCGAUGAGAUCGAAGAGAUAGCCUGCAGAGACAUGCUUCAAGCCAUGCGGUCAUGGGAUCUUCCCGUUUCUACCUCCAUCUCGCCCACCGGCUACGUCCGCGCCACAGGGGUUGCCCCCCUUCCUUCCUCCCCCUCCUCCACCUCCUCCUCCCACCCUCCCGUCCUCCUUCUCCACGGCUUCGAUUCUUCCUGUCUGGAGUACCGACGCCUCCAUCCCCUCCUCUCUCCCUAUUUGGACGCUUAUGCAGUAGAUAUGAUGGGGUGGGGGUUCAGUCAACUCCGAGGGGUGCAAGAUUUCUCCGCAGAGGCCAAACGCGAAUAUUUGCACGCGUUCUGGGUGCACGUCCUCAAAGAACGCCCGAUGGUCUUGGUGGGUGCCUCCUUGGGAGGUGCGGCCGCCGUGGAUUUUGCCCACACCUACCCGGAAGCCGUUAAAAAACUGGUCUUGAUCGACGCACAGACUGUCCGAGAAGCAGCUCAGCGGUUAGGGAGGGCGCCUCUCUCGUCGUCCUCCUCGUCCUCCUCGUCCUCCUCCUCGUCCUCCUCUUCCUUAGACCUUCGCGGCCACUGA